CCCGACAUGGGGGAAUAGGCAAAUACUGGGAUUCUGUGUCGGUCAGCGUGGCUCGUGUCCCGUGCCGGGGGUCUCCUGUGUGUGAGGACAGGGCGAUGCGGGCGGUGGGCUCUGUCACACCAGCUCACAGCACCGCGCCCGGGCCCGUUCCCGGAGGGCGGAGCGCUGGUCCCGGUGCGGCCCAUGGGGGGCCGGCCGUGCCCGGCCCGGGGGCGGUGCCGCGGGGCCGCCCCGGCGCGGCGGGGCCCGGCCCGCAGAGCCCCAGCGCCGCCGCCAUGAGCAGCGCGGAGCCGCCGCUCGGCGCCGGGCCGCGGGCAGCGCCCGCCUGGCAGCGGGAGAUCCUGGAGCGCAAGCGGGCCAAGCUGGCCGGGGCGGGCGGCGAGCCCGAGCCCCCGGCCGGGGAGCGGCUGGUGGUGGCGGAGAGCCUGGGCCCGCUCCGGGAGAACCCCUUCAUGCGGCUGGAGAGCGAGCGGCGCCGGCUGCGGCAGGGGCGGCCCGGGCCCGGCGGCGCGGCGCGGCCGCUGCAGCAGCUGCUGGAGCUGUACAGCGCCGUGCCCGGCAUCCGCACCAUCCGCGCCGACAACAUCCUCAUCAUCGAGUCCCGCUCCGACCCCGCCGCUUGCUUCGCCGCGGGGGACGCUCCGCCCGCCCGCCGCCGGGACCCGGCCGGCACCGACCCGCUGCGGGAGCUGCUGGCCCGGCGCGGCGCCGCGCUCGCCGAGAUCCGCGCCGAACAGGUCGUCAUCUACGAGACGGCCGAGCCGCCGGAGCCGCCCGAGGCGGCCGAGCCGGGCACCGUCAGCCGCCUCCUGGAGAAGUUCGGGCAGCGGCCGCGGGGCCGCCGUCGCCGCGUUGGGGACGCGCUGACCGGGACCGGCGGGGCCGCGGCUCCGCCGCAGGUGGGACCGGGCGCUGCCCGGGCCGCGCCGCCCGCUCCGCCCGCGGGGCCCGGCUCCCCCCGCUCCCCCGCGCCCCUCCACAAGGGACCCGGCUUCCCCCGGGCUCCGGCGCCAAAGGCGGGACCGGCAUCUCCGCCGGCGGUCCCGGCCACCCCUCCGCCGCUCCCGGCUCCCCCCCGGGCCGCCACCCCGCCCGCGGUGCCGGUGGCCCCCCAGCCCACGGUCCUGCAGCCGGCUCCCCCCCGGGCUGUCACCCCUCCGCCCACGGCACCCCCUCCCCGGGCUGCGGUGCCCCCGGCCCCCAAGGCUGCGGCCCCUCAGGCCAACUGCUUUCUCCACAAGAUCAGCUCCAACUCCUUCACGGUCACUCCUCGGGGGCAGCCCCCCAGCACCCGCGUCCCCGAGCCCGGUGCUGUCCCCGCCGGCCGCCCCGCGACGCCCAAGGGGCCACCAGUGCCAUCCACCAGCCCUUCCCAUGCCAGAGCCAACGCCAGGAGGCCAAAGCCGGAGGAGGCCGAAGCGGCCGUGUCGCCCCUGCCCAGUGCCAGUCCGGCCCCCAGUGCCACUCGGCCGCUCUCCGCCUCAGCCCCGCGGGCCGGGGGCUCCUUCGAAAUCCACCCGGCCCCCAAGCCCGACUUGGCGGCCAUCCCAGCCCACGACCUGCAGGCACAGGCUCUGGCCAAGCUGCGCCUGAAUUCGCGCAAUUCCUUCGUCUUCGUGCCCCGCCGGGAGGGCAGCCCGGCUCAGCCCCAGAUUGCCAGGCCAGGCCCAGCGCCCUCGGAGGAGAAGGCACCCCAGGAGCCUCCCAGGGCCUCCGCCCCGGAGCAGGAAGAGCCCAUCACUUCCCCAGCGGCGCCUCUGGAUCCCUUGGUACCUGUGACUUACAUCGAUGACAUUGUGGAGCCGGACAGCGGGGAGCUUCUUCCCAGGGCUGGCCCAGCUGCCAGGACGGGGAGCUUGGCGAACCAGCCCGGAGGAGCUGGCCCUGACCUGGAGAUGGAGAUUUCCUCCGUGCCCCUCUACAGACCACACUCUGCCCCCCAGCAGAGGGGAGGCAGCACCUUCACUGUCGUGCCCAAAAGGAAACCCGUGGCCCCGGGGCUGCAGGCUCUCGCCGAUGCCAGCGGAAGGCCACAGCGGGAGGAAGAGGAGGAGGAAGAGGACAGCAAAGGAAGAGGCAAAGCCGUGGAGAACGCUGAUGGGCCCCAAGUGGGGAUAUCUCAUAAAAAGCGCUACCCCACGGUGAACGAGAUUGAAGUGAUCGGGGGGUACCUGUCCCUGGAGAGGUCCUGCAUGAGCAAGACGGGCUCGCGCCGCAAGAAGAUGAAGAUCUCUUUCAACGAGACGAGUUUGCAGACGAUGUUUGAGUACCCCUCAGAGAGCUCCCUGGCAGAAGAGGAUGAGGAAGAGGAAGGACACGCUUCUGAAACAGAGGAGGAAAAAUCUCGUACCUUUUAUGUUCCACGCCCAAACAGCACUUUGCAUCCCAGUACACCUAACUCAGCAGAUUUAUCCAGCUACACCCCAAAGCACUCUGUGAAGUUCAGUGAGUGGCAGGAGCAGAAGUAUGAGGGUCCUGCUGCAGAGGGACCCCUCCCAAAGGAAGCUGAUGCCCAUGGGAACCAAGUCAUGCUCACCCCGGCGGAGAAGGGCGGUCUCUCGGAUUUCAGCAGCGAGCCCGCGCUCUAUUUCUGAGGCUGCUCCGCGGUGCCUGCUCAGCUGGGCAGGACAGGAACCGCCACCCAAACCGCCCCCAAACCGCGGCUUUCCCCGGAUCCUGCUGCCAAGGCUGCAACACCUGCUCUCGGGCAUCUUCAGAGAAUAUUUGCACUGGAUUUUGGGACCCAAUUACUGCUUUCAAGGCGUAUGAUUUAUUCUGCCUGUGGCCUUGCAUAUUCCUUGUUCAAGAUCAGCUGCCGGUUAGGCAAGUGUGGGAAGGACAUCUGUAAUCCUGGGGUGGAUGUUGAUUUUUCUUAGUGCUAAUCUGAGUCCAGGCACUGUGCAGGGUCUGGACAGCUUUUGUAACCCUUCUCCCCAGUGGAGGAUGGCUCUGGAGUUGGAGCUCUGGGCAGCAAGGCAGGUUCACAGCGUGGCUGUGAUUUGACACACUGGGUGUCAUUGAAGCUUCAGGGUUUGUCCUUUGCAUGUUUCUGGCUCUGGUUUCACUGAAACAUCAUGGAAUUCAUGUGCCAUGAGUUAUGCCAUGAAAAAAGCCAGUUACAUGCUUAUGGAGUUCACUGAGAACACCCUGAGGGAGGGAUGGGAAGAGCAAUGAAUGCUUUUAGCUUUAGGUGUUAUUUUUGCACCAAUGAGUAGGAAAAUGUCCAGAUUGUUUUGAGCCUCUUGAAGACUUCCAAACAUUGGCCAUAGCUUUGGUCUGUUCUUCCCAACUCUGGCAUCCAGUCUCUGGGAAUUGCUGGUUGUGCUCCAGUUUGCCAGCUCCUCUUGUUGCUUUGUCCCAGAUGUGAUUGAUCUCUCUUGGUUGCUUCCUUCAAGCCACACUUGCUCUGCUCCUCUAAUCAAAGCACAGGAGGGCAGUUUCACUCCUUUCUUCUGCAGAACUUGAACAAGGAAUGUGGGUUAUUUUUGUUUUUUCUAGGAUUUUUAUAGUUCUAUUGUAAUUGUUUAAUGCAGCCAAUAUGCAAAGGACUCUGCUAGAAUCUUCCAUUCAAGUUUUCUACUACUGUAAACUCAGGGUCAAAAUUGCACUCUGGAACAGAUGGAGCAGUGCUGCUAAUGAGAU
This is a messenger RNA of Poecile atricapillus (Black-capped chickadee), 3642 nucleotides long. It is a transcript of the gene TPRN, whose product is annotated as taperin. The coding region runs from base 96 to 2594 and encodes 832 amino acids. The record is from RefSeq and is a predicted model, not a curated record. Lineage: Eukaryota; Metazoa; Chordata; Aves; Passeriformes; Paridae. Gene Ontology annotation, molecular function: phosphatase binding. The transcript has 5 exons.